Pseudoliparis swirei is the source of this 7854-nucleotide messenger RNA. RefSeq names its product CAP-GLY domain containing linker protein 1a (gene clip1a). Gene Ontology annotation, biological process: positive regulation of microtubule polymerization; cytoplasmic microtubule organization. The transcript is spliced from 27 exons. The record is from RefSeq and is a predicted model, not a curated record. Gene Ontology annotation, molecular function: microtubule plus-end binding. The coding region runs from base 313 to 7044 and encodes 2243 amino acids. NCBI's taxonomy places the organism in Eukaryota, Metazoa, Chordata, Actinopteri, Perciformes, Liparidae. Gene Ontology annotation, cellular component: cytoplasm; microtubule plus-end; nucleus.
UGGGCUGAGCCGCCCGCGUUCUCGCCUCCGAUCCGUCUGAAUCCGAGCAGUCACUCGUCGCUUCUCCACUUAGCUCGCUAGCUGUGUAUUUUCUCCUGACAAGACGCCGGUUGUCCAGAAACAUAUCAGGGUCCUUUUUGUGAGCAACACUUUUUCUCCCUCACCCCUUUUCCUUUUUUGUAAAAAAUAAUUUUGGUGAGUCGAGAAAAACUUCACCAUCACAGAGCUGCAACUUGUUGUUUUGAUGGUCUGGGGUCAGUCUGUACCCUAUGACGGAAAGCCUUGUGGGUCUAACGGAUCACAGGAAGAAACAUGAGCACAGCCAAGCCCAGUGGGAUCAAAGGGCCCAGCAAGAUAGGAAGACCCCCAGGAGCCCCCAAGACCAACCCCAGUACAGCUAAAGUUAAUGCGGCCGACAAAUCCGAUGCAAAUGGCGGCGAAGGAGAAGCAGAGGGUGCUGGGGAGAGCUUCCAGAUAGGGGACCAUGUGUGGGUAAAUGGGAAUAAACCAGGCCACAUACAGUUUUUGGGAGAGGCACAGUUUGCCCCAGGACAGUGGGCCGGGAUUGUUCUAGAUGAGCCAAUUGGGAAGAAUGAUGGGUCAGUUGCAGGGGUGCGCUAUUUCCAGUGUGACGCCCUGCAAGGAAUAUUUACCCGGCCAUCAAAGUUGUCUCUCACAGAAGGGGAGGCUAAUGGCACUCAGACGGCACCGCCCUCCCGCGCUGCGUCACCCACUCCUUCAGUUGGCAGCGUAGCAUCACAUGCACCUGCCAAGAAAUCAACAUUACCUUCAACGACCACGACAACCAAGAAGGCCUUCUCCACGACGCCAGCUCCGCCGGCUACACCACCCUCCAACCUUGUACGCGCAAACAGUGAAUCCCUCUCCAACCUCUCCGAGACUGGAUCAGUCAAGAAGGGGGAAAGGGAACUGAAGAUGGGCGACCGAGUAUUGGUUGGUGGUACAAAGGCAGGAGUGGUACGUUUCCUUGGAGAAACAGAUUUUGCUAAAGGCGAUUGGUGUGGCGUGGAAUUGGAUGAGCCCUUAGGAAAGAAUGACGGGGCAGUGGCAGGAACAAGAUAUUUUCAGUGCCAACCCAAGUAUGGCUUAUUUGCUCCAGUGCACAAAGUCACACGCAUUGGCUUCCCUUCCACCACACCAGCCAAAGCAAAACCAACGGUUCACAAAGUAGUAGCUACACCACCAGGACUAAAGCGAAGCCCGAGUUCCUCCUCCAUCAGCACCAUGAGUUCUGUGGCCUCCUCGGUCAGCGCCAAGCCCAGCCGUACAGGCCUGCUAACGGAGACAUCUUCACGUUAUAAUCGCAAGAUUUCCGGCACCACAGCCCUGCAGGAGGCGCUGAAGGAGAAGCAGCAGCAUAUUGAGCAGCUAAUGGCUGAGAGGGACAUGGAGAGAGCUGAAGUUGCCAAGGCUACUGGCCAUGUUGGAGAGAUGGAGCAGGAGAUUGGCAUGCUCCGGGAUGACCAGGAGCAGAUGGAGACCAAGAUGGAUCAGUUACGUGCCUUGGUAGAAGCUGCAGACAAUGACAAAGUCAACCUGCUGAAUCAGCUGGAGGAGGAGCGGAGGAAGGUGGAGGACCUUCAGUUCCGCGUAGAGGAAGCUUGCAUCACCAAAGGAGACCUGGAGACGCAGACCAGACUGGAGCAUGUCCACAUUAAGGAGCUUGAACAGAGCCUACUCUUUGAAAAGACCAAAGCUGAGAAACUCCAAAGAGAGUUAGAAGACACUAGGGUUGCCACUGUGUCAGAAAGAUCCCGUAUUAUGGACCUUGAGAAGGAUCUCUCUCUGCGUACAAGAGAGGUAGCCGACCUGCAGCUGCGUCUUGCGACCCAACAAGGCUCCGAGGACUCAGACUCGACUCUUUCUCCCCUUCUGGAGGAGAUAAACUCCCUGAGAGAUCAGUUGGCUACCCACGUAGUUAAGCAGCAAGAAGACCUAACAAAGUACAAGGAGAAGCUCGACGCUCAAGAAAAGGUCCACAGCGAGGCCGCCGUCCUUCUGCAGGCCACAUCUGUAACGCUCUCUGGUGACAACGAGCAGUUGCAGAUGCGCGUAAGCCAGGCUGAGAAGGAGAAUUCUGAUAUUGUUGAACUGUCGCGUUCCAAGUUGGAAGCGGUUAUUGCCUCUCAUCAGCAAGCCAUGGAAGAUCUGAAGGUGUCCUUCAGCAAAGGGGAAGGUGCCCAGACGGAAGAACUUAUCGAAACCAAAAGUGCACUGGCGAGUCUGAAAAUAGAGCACAAGGUGGCUCUAGAGGAGGCUGGAGCCAAGCAUGAGGCUGAGGCCGCAGUGUUGACCCGUGAGAUGCAGGCACUGAAGGCACAGCUGUAUUCUUCGAUUGAAGACAACGAAAGACUGGAAGAGUCACUCCGGUCCAGCGUUGACAAAGCAGAAGAGCAGCACCUUGUGGAGAUGGAGGACGUUCUUGGAAAACUCCAUAAUGCUGAACUCGAGGUGAAGGACCUCGAGGAGAAAGAAGCAAUGUUGGCACAACAGGUCCAAGACGAGGACAAGGAAACCAAAAAGCAGAUUUCAGAAAUGGUGGCUCUGCGCAGCCAAGUAGCGCAAGGUAACCAGGAGCUUGUGACCCUGAAGAGUCAAUUGGAGGUGGUUCAGAGCCAAGGGAGCAACCAGGGAGCCAAGGUCAGUGAAUUGAACUCCCAGUUGGAGGGCCAACAGCAAGAAGUCCUCACUUUGCAGCAGAGUCUGACCACUGUCCAGCAGGAGAAGGAUGCCCUGGAAAAGGAACUCGGAGGCCUGAAACAAAGGUUGGCUGAAAGCACAGAGGAGCAGACUUCAUCAUCAAACACUAUGCAAGAAACACUUAAGAAGCUCAGUAAGAAGGAGGAGCAGUGCACAUCCCUGAGCACAGAAUCAGAGUCACUAAGAAGUCUACUUUCCGGGCUCGAGAGGAAGCUGAAGGCUGCAGAUGAAAAGCUUGAGCAGCUCUCAAAGGACAAAUGCAAGCUAGAAAGUGAUAUUUCCGACAUGAUGAAGACAUCUGGUGAUAGUUCUGUACAGCUGACCAAAAUGAAUGAUGAUCUCAUACAGAAAGAAAGGAGACUUGAGGAGUUACAGAGUCAACUAUCAGAGGAGAAGGAGAAGGUGGCACACUCGAAUGAUCAACUCCAGCAGGAACAAUCCCGCAAAGAGCAAGAGCUGACGGGGACCAGAGAUGCCCAUCAGGCUCGGAUAAGUGGCCUCCAGGAGAAGAUUGCUCACUUGGAGAAGACUGUCAGACAGGGGGAGGCCCUGGUUGAGGAACUUCAGGCCUCACAAGAGAAAUCCACCUCUCAGGUUUCCGAGCUUCAUGUGAAGGAACUUGAGGUUCUGCAGAGUCAAGUUGACGAGUUGAAGCGAGAGCUUUCCUCCAACCGCGACACAAACCUGGAGCUUGAGAAGUUGGUGUCGGAGCUGCAGCUAUCCAAGGAACAGGCUGAGUGUCUUUCUGCUGAGCUUGACGCCAACAAGCAUGAUGUUGAACGUUUGACAAAAACACUGGAAAAGCAGAAUCUAGAUCUGGAAAAUACAUGCAAAGAAAGUGAAGAUGUUAAGGCUGAGAAAAGUAAACUGCAGACUAAGCUCUCUGCCCUUGAGAUUAGUCACCAGGAGCUUUCAGUCCAGAAUGAAGAACUGCUAAUAACUAAAGAUAAGCUAUCAAAAAAUGUGGAGCAACUACUUGCCAACAACACGUGCUCGGAUGAAGAAAGGAUUUCAUUAAACAAGGAACUGGAGAAGCUCAACAAUCUUCUUCAGGAAGUACAAACUGAAGGCAAAAACCUGAAGCAUGCCAAAGGUGAAUACCAGGCCCAGAUUGAGGAGUUAGAAAGACACAAUGCAGAGAAGACUGACUUGCUCCUUAAGUGUCAGCAGGACAUCAAGCAAAUUGAGACUAAAAAGAAGCAACUACAUGAGGAUUAUGAAAAUGUCUGCAAAGAGAAGAACCGGCUUGAAGAUGACUUCAAUGAAAGCAGGUCGAAGCUCACAUGUGAGAAGGACAAUCUAAUUCUAGAGAGAGAUUCCAGUAGAAAUGCCAAAAAAUUGCUUGAUGCUAAGAAUGCUGAUUUGCAGGCCAAACUUAAAUCCUUAAACUUAGAAAAAGAAGAUCUUACAUUGAGUAACUCCCGGCUGCAGGCCCUAACAGAAACACUGACGAAAGAAAAGGUGGGGAUGUCUUCUGAAAUCAGUGCUGCUCUGUUGGAUAAAAAGAGCCUUGAGACGGUGAAGGAGGAGCUCCAGAAUAAGCUCAGCGCUACCAAGAAGGAUUUGGAGAGCUCUGUUCGUGAAUGUGACGAACUGAAAGCCUCCAAAAUGAGCCAGGCUCAAAUGCUUGAAGAGUUCAAGACGAGCAGUAAGGUGACUGAUUCUGAGAGGCUUCAGCUUCUGCAGGAGAAAGAAGACUUCCUUGCAAUGCAAAGAAAAGUCUCUCAUGAGAAGGAAGAGCUCCUCAGAGAGAUGGAAGAAAUAAAGGAGAAGUUUCAAGUCUCAACAGAACAACUGUCAAAGGCCAAAGAGAAAUCUAAAGAAGCAUCAUCUUCUUUUGAGCAAGAGAAGCAGGCACUUUGCCUUCAGAAUGCCGAAAUUGAGAUGGCUUUACAUGUUAUACGAAAAGAAAAGAUGAGCCUUGAUUCGGCUCUAGAGCAGCAGAAAAUGGAUUAUGAGCGUUUGUCAGGGGAGACGAGAGAAUUGGAAGAGAAGCACACAAAAACCAUAUCUGAGAAUAAUGCUCUUUCUCUUGAGCGUGAUAAGCUAACUAGUAAUAUUCGAACCGAUAAGGACCAGUUGGAUUGUUACUCAAGAGCUAACGACGUCUUUGAUCAGGAGAAGUCUCAUUUAACGACGAUGCUGGAGGAAACCAAACGGCAAAACCACGACGUUGAAGCAGAGAUGACCUCUUUGAAACGAGAGAAGGCGGAGCUCCAAAGUGAGCUGCAGAAACGAACCUUUGAUAUUGAAAUUCUUGAAAAGGGCAAAGCUGAACUUGUUGAAAAGCACAGUACACUAAACAAGGAUUUUGAGAAUGCUAAUUCAGAACUUGUCCAACAGGUCGAUAACCUGACAAAAGAUUGUCAGCGUCUGCAGUUGUUGCAGACCGUAGCGGACAGUAAAGUACCGUCCUUCCUUCAAGAGAUCCAGGAGUUAAAAUGUCAGACUGAAUCGAUGUCGGGGGCCAAGCACCUUCUUGAAACCCAGUUACAGGCCGAGUCCAGUGAACGAAAUAAAGUUAUACUCGACAAGGAUGAUCUAUCCAAACAAAACGAGGAGCUGCAGAGAUUGUUGUCCAAAGUCACACAAGAAAAUAAAGAGAUUUGUUCGAACCUAAAGAAUGCUGAUGAGCAAAAGAAGGCUUUUAAGAUGGAUAUGGAGGCUGUGAAGACUCAAUUGAAGCAGCGAGAGCAGGAUACUUGUCAGUUGAUGGAAGAUAAAGGGCAGCUGUUCUCUAAGCUCGAAGAAAAAGCCAAACAGAUGACCGUCCUGACCACAGAGAAGGAAGACCGUGUAGCUGAACAGUGUAAAUUGGAGCAGAACAUUUCUUCUCUCCACACGAGCCAAGAGCAGUGGCUGGUGGAGCGGUCGAGACUCCUCGGAGAGAUGGAGAACUUGCACGCUACCCAGAAGGAACUGGAGGUCGACGUCAAGAGCCUACGAACUGUAAAAGAAGUUUUAGAAAUGCAAUGCAAGGAUGCUGCCGCGGAGGUUUCGGCCUCUGCCGUUGUGAAGGAAGAGAUUUCCUCCGGCAUCUCGAACCUAACGGCUGAGAAAGGAGCGCUGCAGGUGGAGAGGGAUGAAGCCACCCAGAAAGUCAGGCAGCUGGAGUCCCAACUCAAAAAUGCAAUUUCUAAGCAGCUUGAGGCUACAGACGCCUCUGAUAAGACUUCUGAGACCCUCGAUCAGCUGACGAAGGAGAACGCCAGUUUGAUGGAGGAGAAGAACAAAACCCAAUCUUCAUUGGAUGAAGUCCUGAGCUCCAAGCAGAAGAUGGAGGCACAGCUGAAAACAUUGAAGAACAAUAUCUCCAAAUACGAAGAAGAUAUGAAUGUUUGCAAAGAGCAACUUUGCAUAGAAACGGAGAGGACUGAGAGUCAAUGCCUUGAGAUUGAGGAGCUUAAAGCAGCGGUUUCUGUGAAGACGCAGUCCCUGCAGAAGCUGCAGGAUGAUAAAAACAAGCUGACGCUGGAGAGCGAUAACGAUGACAAAUCCCGGAGUGAUCUUGCGAAGCUCAAGGAUGAGCACUCGAAACUCAAAAAACAGUUGAAGCAAAGUGCGAGCACCUUGAAGGAGCAGUUCGACAAGGAGAAGGCCGUCCUCCAACACGCCAUCCAAAAAAACAGUGCCUUAAUAUCAGAAAAGGACCAGCAGGUGGAAAACCUGAAGACUGAGCUGGUUGGGCUGCGUGGGGAAGGUGACUCCGUUAAGGGGACCAUUCAGGCCUUGGAGCGGGACAAGUUGAAUCUACAGGACCGAGUUCAGAGACUGGAGAAGGACCUGGCUGCUGGGCCUGGUGCCAUCAACACGUCCUCAGAUGAUGCCGUUUUGGACCAAUUAAGGGAGGCUAAGGAGACUUCUGAGAGUCAGGCAGCGGUUUGUGAAUGUUUUUCAUCAGCUUCACUUGUGCAUGUUUGUCUCUCACUGUCACUUUGGCUCGUAUGUUUCGUCCAGUUGAUCACAAUUGAGUUCCUGAAUUCAGUCAUCAUUGACCUCCAGAAGAAAAAUAUAGAACUCAAGGAAAAAUUGGAGAUAAUGGCGGCUGCUGCUCUCAAUGGGAAUAGUCCAAGUGGGCUGGACAACUACGAUGGCCAUGACAAGGAACCCCCGAAGAAGAAGCUUCCACCGAGGCUGUUCUGUGACAUCUGCGACUGCUUCGACCUCCACGACACCGAGGACUGUCCGACGCAGAUGCAGAUGCCCGACUCCCCUCCGCACACCGCCUACCACGGCAGUAAGGGUGACGAUCGGCCAUACUGCGGCAUCUGUGAGGUCUUUGGCCACUGGACCGAUUCCUGUAAUGACGACCAGACCUUUUAAGCCUUUUUCCACCCCUUGUUCGCACAAUCAAUAUUUUUGCACAUUGUUGGAUUACCGCUGGGGUUUUGGGGUGUUGGUUUGUACGUGUGCGUUUCAUGUGCUUGCUUUUGCCAAGCGUCUUCAUUGUCCUUACCAGUCCUUAAGCGCUCUUAUGGGAGAAUGGGCCCAGAAUCUCUACAGAGAAAAAGUCAGGCCGACAACAUACAGAAAAGUAAUAUACAGCCGUUAACAAUUUGUAAUCGUAAAUGAUUUUGGAGCAGAAUGUUAUAUCUUUGGUUUGUGUGAGUGAGGGGAUGCUGCAAGGUGGAUGUAUCAUUAAUUUAUCAAUUACCUAACAUUGUUUGCACAGCUUGUUGGGGAGUAAGUAAGAUGAUAUAGUGUCGUGAGAAAGUUUAUUUGAAACUGUAAAUUACUUGAUUAAAAAAGAAUAUCAGCUAAGCGCAAAAAUUAGUGAGCGAUAGUUUAUUUUUUUAUGCCUGGAGAUACUCUGGACUCUUUCCAGGUUUGACGGUAUGAGUGUUAUUUUGUGAAUGUUGAUCACAGGGGGGAGAUUGUUCUCCCUCUUGUCUGGAGUGGAGCAGUUAGACCCUCUGCUGUUUGGCUUUAAUAGGAACGUUGAUGGGUGACUCUUGACGAAGCAGUGAAACCUAAAGCACUUCAGAUGUACUGUAAUCCCUCAGUUACAGUGAAACAGCCUCUCCAAAAAGUUUCUUUACAAUUAAAAGAUCAUUUCUGUAUGAAACGAUAAAAUACUUCGGUAUGUCUUUUAAAAAUGCUUUAAAUAUCUGUAAUAAAUUGUUGUAUAAUUAA